Molecule: messenger RNA, 2804 nt
Organism: Colias croceus (clouded yellow)
Lineage: Eukaryota; Metazoa; Arthropoda; Insecta; Lepidoptera; Pieridae
Gene: Wdr33
Product: pre-mRNA 3' end processing protein WDR33
Exons: 2
Coding region: 244-2793 (849 amino acids)
Cellular component (GO): mRNA cleavage and polyadenylation specificity factor complex
Molecular function (GO): protein binding
Source: RefSeq, a predicted model, not a curated record
AUCUAUGCAACAAAACAUGGCUGGUGUGAUUUGUUGGACGUUUGGAUUUCGGUAGCAUUCCGUUUUUUAUUUUGUUUAGGUUAAAGCGUGAAUUUAUUUCGUAUAUCCAAUCCAUGUGGUAUUUUAUCCUUCCUUAAUGUAAGAAAUAGAAGAGAAGUAUAAAGUGAAGUGACGUCUCGAAGCUGUUGUGUAUAUUAUAAUGUUACGCGUUGCUUUUUGAUAUAAGGUAUCGAAGCUAUAAACAUGGAUUUUGGACACCCGCCGCCGAAUAUGGCGAUGCCCCCGCCCGGCAUGGGAAACAUGGGACCGCCCAUGGGUCCACCGGGCCGUAACAAUAUUCGCCAUAAUUUUAGACCGUUCCACUAUCAGAUGAGAUUUCCCCCUCAAGGUCCUUUGAACAUGUCACAAGAUGAUUUCGAUGGUAAACGUUUAAGAAAAUCAGUCAUGCGUAAAACUGUAGAUUAUAACUCUUCUAUUAUUAAGGCCCUCGAAAGUCGCGUUUGGCAAAGAGAUUGGAGGGACAGACAUGCGUUACAGCCCGAUGCUAUGUACACACCUGAUCUCUUACCCCCACCAUCUUAUCCAGAUAAUCCUAUUAAUGCAGUUACAACCCGUUUUGUUAAAACAGCAACAAAUAAAAUGAGAUGUCCAAUUUUUGCAGUAGCUUGGACACCUGAAGGUCGUAGAUUAAUAACUGGGGCUUCAUCCGGAGAGUUUACUCUCUGGAACGGUUUGACAUUCAAUUUUGAAACAAUAUUACAAGCUCAUGAUUCACCUGUUAGGUCAAUGGUAUGGUCACACGGGGAAGGCUGGAUGGUAACUGGUGACCACUCUGGUUUUAUUAAAUACUGGCAAAGCAACAUGAACAAUGUAAAGAUGUAUCAAGCACAUAAAGAAGCAGUUAGAGGUAUUAGUUUCAGUCCCAGUGAUUCCAAAAUUGUUACAUGUUCAGAUGAUGGUACAUUACGUAUAUUUGACUUUUACCGGUGUCAAGAAGAAAGAAUUCUGCGUGGACACGGAGCUGAUGUGAAAUGUGUUCAAUGGCACCCAACAAAAGCAUUAAUUGUAUCUGGUAGCAAAGAUAACCAACAGCCUAUAAAACUGUGGGACCCCAAGUCUGGGACAGCACUCUGUACCCUUCAUGCUCAUAAGUCAACUGUGAUGGAUUUAAAAUGGAAUGAAAAUGGUAAUUGGUUGAUCACUGCCUCAAGAGAUCAUUUACUGAAACUAUUUGAUAUAAGAAAGCUUGGAACAGAAUUACAAAUAUUUAGGGGACAUAAAAAAGAAGCUUCAAGUGUUGUUUGGCACCCUACACAUGAAGGAUUGUUUUGUUCCGGAGGCUCUGAUGGUGCUAUUCUGUUUUGGAAUGUCGGCACUGAUAAAGAAGUGGGCUGUAUUGAAGGAGCCCAUGAAUCAAUAGUGUGGACAAUGGCAUGGCAUCCCUUAGGUCACAUUUUAUGUUCUGGAUCCAAUGAUCAUACAUGUAAAUUCUGGACUCGUAACCGACCAGGAGAUCAAAUGAGGGAUAAGUAUAACUUGAAUACAUUACCACCUGGAGUACAAGAUGACAAUGAAUUGGAUGAACCGGGAGCAAUUCCUGGAAUGGGACCUGAAGAUAAAGUGGAAAUAUUUUCAACUGAUACUGACAAAGUCAUUCCUGGUUUGGAUUUAGACACUACCUUGAUCCCAAUGGAUUUUGAAAAGAAGGUGAAAAAGGUUCCUUACAGUAAGCCUAUACCAAGAAAUUUCCAAGCACAGUGGAAUCACGGACCAACAAUAGAUGAUGCAGCUACAGAGGCUUUAACCCAAGCACUUGUAGAGUCUGUCCCUGGUGCUGUACCCCUUCAACAAAUUCAACCAACGGCAAUUUUUAUUUAUGGCAAACUUAUUCCCGUAGAACCUGGAUCAAAACUAGAAAAGGCUAUUUCAGAUGGGCCAGUAGCUUUAAAAAAGUAUAUUGCUACUGGUGAAUUAGAGGAUCUGCAAGAUAUGAUGCCCCACUUAGAAGAUGAUGCAGAUGAAGAGAAUUUCACUCCAUUCGAGUAUCCCACAAAUGAUAAUGAAACUGAAUCAACAGAAGAAGAAAAUAAGGAAAAAGAAGAUUAUGAAGAAGAUCAGUAUUAUGACAAUGAUAUGGACACUAGUGAUCAAAAUAGUCAAGAAAAUUAUAACAAUUAUGAAAAUGGUCCUGACAGAAGUAAUAUGCCAAUGACCAACAUGCCACCUAUGAUGGGACCCCCAAUGAAUAUGGGAAUGAGACCACCUAUGGCCCCUCCAAUGCACCUUGGACCAAUGCAUAUGCCUCCACCACAUAUGGGCAAUAUGCCUCCCAUGCAUCCCAUGGGCAACAUGCCUCCUCCCAUGGGAAAUAUGCCACCUAUGGGUAAUAUGCCUCCUCGUCCACCAUUCCCAGAUAAUGGAUAUAAUAAAGGUCAAUUUGAUUCAAGCUAUGAUAGUAAUCAGUCAUACAACCAAGAGAAUGAUGAUUACAAUGAUGAAGAUCAGAGUUAUGAUGAGGAAAAUUAUAAUGAGGACGGAGAUAAUGAUGAGAGCUAUAGGCAAAAUCAGAGGUGGAGUGGUGGUUUUAGAGGUAGAAUCCAAGACCAAGGGAGGGGACGUGGUAGAGGCCAAGAUAGAGGGAGAGGGCAAGACAGAGGAAGGGGGAGAGGUAUUAAUGGAUUUGGUGUGAGAGGGAUGCGCGGCAGGGGCAUGGGACAACGUGGCUCAAAUUGGGGACGACGAGGUGGUGGGGCUAAUCGAUCCUUUAGAAGGGGUGGGAAACAACCCAAUUAGUUAUCACUCUU